This is a messenger RNA of Neurospora hispaniola, 639 nucleotides long. RefSeq lists its product as uncharacterized. The record is from RefSeq and is a predicted model, not a curated record. Bases 130 to 408 code for a protein of 92 amino acids. The transcript is spliced from 3 exons. NCBI's taxonomy places the organism in Eukaryota, Fungi, Ascomycota, Sordariomycetes, Sordariales, Sordariaceae.
GCAGUUGAUGCGCAGUCAAGCAGAGAACUUCCGCAAUCGUCCGUGCCGUACGUAGUAGAUGCAAAAUCCACAGAACAUCCCUAAUCCAGACAUCAAUCGCGAUUCAAUCACAAGUAUUCCUCCACCAAGAUGCCAAGCAGCAAAGGCAAACCCACUGAUCCUGAGCUUCGCGAGCAGCUCAAAGAAGAGAUCAAACAAGAACCCAACAAGUCGGGCGGCGGCGUCGGCCAAUGGUCGGCAUGGAAGGGUAUGAAGCUUGCCAAAGAGUACGAGGCACAAGGAGGAGAUUACGAGAACGAGGCGGGCAGCAAGAACGAACCAAAAAAGGGGGCACCAAAGGCCAAGAGUGCAAAGACCAAAAGGGAGGAGGGAAGGACGCAAGAGUCUGAGCCUUCUGAGGAGGAGUGAUGUCGGUUUGCGUGUGACGGAAGUGGUGAAGCCCAGUACAUGUAGUAACAGAUGAACGCCCAAAGCAUGAAGAAGAGUGUUAUACGGCAUUGGGUAACGGCGAACGGGAUUUGUUGUGUGGGUCCAUAUUUACUCGUGCGAGUUGGUGAUAUCCUUAUAAUGACUGCCCCGUGUUUGUGAAGAUGGAAUCGAUAUGCCGGCACGGCAUGUUGCACGGACAAAGAGUUGAUG